UCAUACUGCUCGAUAAAACAGUACGAUCACAGAGUAGUACCUGCUAACGGAAAGAUUAUAUGCAAAGAUGAAUACAGCAUUCGCAUGUGUUGCAGUAUUAUUAAUAGUGCUGUUUUCACAUCGUGUUGCAGCUAUUCCUGCAAACAAACAUGCUUUAAGUAUAAUUCGUCAGAUCAACAGGGACGGCCCAAGGAUUGCUGUGCUCACUGUUUACCCACCAGAAGAGAAGGCUUUCUUUGCUUCAGGAGUCCUCAAACCACAUUCUAAAUACCCUUUUGUUGAUUUAUCUGGGAGGAGAUUUCGCAUAGGAACAAUAUACAACAAGAAGAUUGUGUAUGUGCGAUGCGGUGUAGGACUUUUGAAUGCAGGGGUGACAACUCAGAUGUUAGCAGAUCUGUUUAAUGUAGUGGGUGUUGUACACUUCGGCAUUGCUGGUAAUGCAAACUCCUCCCUUUCAGUAGGAGAUGUCACAGUGCCAAAGUAUGUGGCUCACACAGGAGUAUGGGAUUGGCUGAAAGCCAAUGGGGAGGAGGAGGAAAACAACAUGGGGCACUUGAAGGUGGGAGACUACAAUGUUCCCCAAGGAAAUAAAACUAAUCUCUUGGGAAAGAUCUCCUAUGACCCAGAGGAGUUUUACAGAGAAACUGGGAAACCCAAUAUACCAGAAGACUUACUCUGGGCCGAAACAAGUCAGGAAUGGUUUGAGCAUGCAAGCGAACUGCUUAAGGGAUUCAAAUUGGUAUCCUGCUUGAACACAACUGUUUGUCUUCCAAGGCCAGCUAACAUUGUCUUUGGGCAGAGGGCAUCAUCUGCAAAUAUUUUUGUAGAUAAUGGUUCUUAUAGGGAGUUUCUUGUAAGCCACUUUAAUGUUUCCUCUGUUGAUGAAGAGAGUGCAGCAGUAGUUAUGACCAGCCUAUCAAAUAAAUUAAAAGUCAUUGUUUUCAGAGGCUUGUCUGACUUGGCUGGAGCACAGAAGGGUGAGAAUGCAAUAUAUGAAUUUGGACCCCUUGCAGCUAAGAAUGCUGUGAAAGCUACACUGGAGUUCAUAAGGAGGUUUCCUCAUUUUACUCUCUGAAAACUCUCUCAACACAAGGAUCUUGACUUCAGGAAAGUAGCAUUGUGCCAGAUGGUUUUGCUUACAUCACUUGAAUCAUAUAGUGCUUUGUAAUUCAUGAUACAUUUUGCACUGCUCUGUGCCCACUAGGCAUUGAAAGUGAAUCAUACUAAUUUCCAUCUAGUGCUUUGUGAUUGAUGAUAUAUUUUUGCUCUGCCCUGCCUCCAUUAGGAAUUCCAUGCAGAGUCCAAUAAGAGUCAAAUUGAUUGUGAAACUUAUGUAUUAAGAAUACAAUAGGAGGCGACUUCAUAAGAACUGAGAACUGCAGUGAUCAAUUAUAAUACAUGAUUCCAAUAAGCAUAAUGAUUUUUUCCCACCAAGUCUUCUGAAGUGACAUAGGAUGAAUAACUUACGUUGGAAAUUGAGAGAAAGAUAAAAUAAGACGAAAUAAAUCCGUGGAAGGAGAGGUAUAUUGCUACUAA
Molecule: messenger RNA, 1536 nt
Organism: Cryptomeria japonica (Japanese cedar)
Lineage: Eukaryota; Viridiplantae; Streptophyta; Pinopsida; Cupressales; Cupressaceae
Product: bark storage protein A
Exons: 6
Coding region: 68-1075 (335 amino acids)
Biological process (GO): nucleoside metabolic process
Molecular function (GO): catalytic activity
Source: RefSeq, a predicted model, not a curated record